Messenger RNA from Mesocestoides corti, 1761 nucleotides. The record is from the annotation of a GenBank genome assembly. NCBI's taxonomy places the organism in Eukaryota, Metazoa, Platyhelminthes, Cestoda, Cyclophyllidea, Mesocestoididae.
AUGCGAUUCAAGCUGUCAGUUAUAUUUCGGUUUUUCCUAGUAUUCCUGGGAAUUUGGUUUUUAUAUUUAUACUUUGAACACUCAAAUGUUCCUACUGAAAUGGACUCUGAGGUGAUUGGCGAUGGUCUACGGGAUUAUCAUGACUACAAUUUAAUGGAAUUGGAAAGUCGACGCAGUGGGCCCGGUGAGCAUGGAGCUCCUGUGCAUUUAUCGGGGGAAGAAAAAGAAUUAUCGGAACGUGUGUUCACUGAGAACGGGUUUUGUAGGGUAGUAAGUGAUAAAAUAGCCCUGGACCGAGCAAUUCCUGAUCUUCGUCACAAACAUUGCAGUUUAAAACGGUAUUCGAGAAAUCUACCGAGCGUUUCUAUCAUAAUACCAGUCUUUCAGGAGCAUUGGACAACACUUUUGAGGAGCGUUGUUACUGUCACGAAGCGUUCUCCUCCAGGUGUUAUUAAAGAGAUCAUCCUUGUCGAUGAUGGUAGCUUUAAAGACUUUCUCAAAGAUCGCCUUGACACAUACGCAGCAAAAGAGUGGCCAACUGGAUUCUUGAAAGUAAUUCAUCACGAAAAGAGAACAGGACUUAUCACGGCUCGCCUUACGGGUGCUAAGGUGGCUACUGGAGAUGUUCUGCUUUUUCUCGACUCACAUGUCGAAGCGGGCACAAACUGGCUACCACCUUUGCUCGAUCCAAUUGUCAAAGAUUAUAAAACGGUCGUGUGCCCAUUUAUCGACGUUAUCGAUCAUGAUACAUUCGAGUAUCGAGCACAAGAUGACGGCCGUAGAGGAGCAUUUGAUUGGAACCUAAACUACAAGAGGCUUCCUCGUUUGCCAGAUGACAAGAACCACCCAGCUGAACCAUUUGACAGUCCAGUAAUGGCAGGUGGCCUUUUUGCCAUCAGUGCAAAAUGGUUCUGGGAGCUUGGAGGCUAUGAUCCUGGACUAGCUAUUUGGGGCUGCGAGCAGUACGAGCUGUCUUUCAAAAUUUGGAUGUGUGGUGGUAGGAUGAUUGAUACCCCAUGUUCCCGCAUUGGCCACAUUUACCGUGGAAAGGCCAACUUCCCAAGUGCAGAUGCAGGCGAUUUCCUAAGCAAAAACUACCGGCGUCUCAUGGACGUUUGGAUGGACGAAUACAGAGAGUUUGUUUUCCAGCGAAGACCACAUCUUAGAGGCGUCGAUCCUGGAGAUAUCACCAAUCAGACUGAAAUCAGGAAAAGACUGCAGUGUAAGUCGUUCGAUUGGUUUAUGAAGACCAUCGCAUUCGACUUGGUGAAGUACUAUCCACCUGUGAUUCCCAUCCCCGCUGCUACCGGAAAAAUUUGUAAGGCUUCAAAACAACUCUGCAUCAAUGCUGGAUCAUCCGGUGUUAUGGAACUUGGCCCACCUUCAGAAUAUAAUGGGAAGUUCCAGCUCACUUGGCAUGAAGAUAUAAUGAUUGAUGGAACAGGGAAACUGGACGAUGACGCAAGGGGCGACUGCUGGGACGUCCCCAUCACUUCCAAAGGUUCUCCGAUCAAGCGGUUCGGCUGCCACGGUCAGCGGGGUAAUCAGCACUUCGCGCUCGACUGGCUCACGGGCGUGGACGCGAACCCCGUCAUGGUUAGACACGUGGUCUCGGGCACAUGUGUGGAAACCGAUGUCGCCGGGACUCGCGUCUACGUGGCGCCUUGCGACAAAAAUAACGCCAACCAGUACUGGUACUGGGACAAGGUUCAGUGGAAGGCUGCCAAAAAACACGAGAAGCAGCUCAAUUUGGAGCCCUAA